AUGGAGGCCGUCAGCAGCAGCGUGCGACGCGGCGCGCUCCUGCUCUCGGGUUCCCAGGAGGCCUGGCCUCGCACCCCGGGCGCCGUGGUCGCCGUCCUCGCGGCGGUGCUGCUGGCGGUGCGCCUUUCGAGCCCGCCCGCAGAGGCGCAGAUGGCGGUCGCUGGCCUCGCGCUGGCGGUCUUCGUCGCCUUGGGCUGCUCUCCGCGGCGGGCGCGGGCUCGGACGCAGGUGGUGGACCAGCGCCUGGAGGACCUGGAGGCCGCCUUCGCCUCGAUGCUCGAUGUGCUGCGGCCCCUCAGCGCCCACGGCCGCGCCGCCGAGGCGCCGGGCCGCCGGGGCCGCUUCCCGGUCCGCCUGGUCACCGAGGCGUGGCCCGGAGACGCGUCGGAGGAGGCGGAGCGCCAGACCCUGCGCGCCACGCUCCUCGUGCCGCGCCCCGGCUCCGAGGCCGUCUCCGUCGCCUGCGCGGCCGGGGGCUUCACCGUCCGGGUGGGCGCGGUCGAGGGCGCCGUGCCGGACUUCCUGGGCAGGAACGCCGCGGGGACGGCCAGGAGAGGCCGUGCCUCCAGAGGGGCGGCGUGCCCUUCCUGCCGAGGUCGCUGA
Messenger RNA from Prorocentrum cordatum, 603 nucleotides. The record is from the annotation of a GenBank genome assembly. Lineage: Eukaryota; Dinophyceae; Prorocentrales; Prorocentraceae.